This is a messenger RNA of Temnothorax curvispinosus, 1234 nucleotides long. Its product is annotated as peroxisomal N(1)-acetyl-spermine/spermidine oxidase-like. The transcript is spliced from 7 exons. Gene Ontology annotation, molecular function: polyamine oxidase activity. NCBI's taxonomy places the organism in Eukaryota, Metazoa, Arthropoda, Insecta, Hymenoptera, Formicidae. The annotation marks the transcript as partial. The record is from RefSeq and is a predicted model, not a curated record.
AUAUUAUGAAGCUUUUGACAAGAACCCUUUCAUGAAUCGUACUCGAGUUGCUGACUAUGUAGCUUGGAUAGAAAAAAUGGAAAACGUUGAACAAUUUGGCGACACAUGGUUUGACGUUUCUGCGAAAGCUAUGGCAGAAUACUGGGACUGCGAAGGCGAUCCUGCGUUGACCUGGAAAGAUCGUGGCUAUAAAACAAUUUUGGAUCUGUUAAUGCAAAAUAUUCCGAACGCAGAGAAACGCUUGCCAGUGAUGGAAAGGAUAGAGUUCGGAAAAGUUGUGGCAACCAUCAAUUACAGCUCAAACGAGAACGUGACGGUGACUACCAGAGAUGGAUGCGAAUAUUUCACGCGGCAUGUAAUAUUCACUGGGUCUCUAGGUGUUCUGAAGGAGAAACAUUCUAUAAUGUUCGUGCCACCCUUAUCGCAGAAGAAACAACGGGCAAUAGAGGGAUUAAAUAUUGGAACAGCGAACAAGGUUUACCUUGAAUUUCCGCAUAGAUGGUGGCCGGAGGAUAAAGGCAACUUUGGUUUUAUCUGGCCAGAAAAAGUUAAAAAGGAAUUCUUGCAAAACUAUGGUCAAAGUAGCGAGUGGCUCUGCGACGUGUACUCGUUUGCCCCUGUGGCUUAUCAACCGAAUCUCUUAUGUGCUUGGAUAACUGGAAAAAACGCGAGACACAUGGAAACCUUAUCGGAUGUUGACGUAUACGACGGAUUGUAUUUAUUGUUAAAUAAAUCAUUGGGAGAACAUUACAAUGUUGUGAAACCAACGAGAAUAUUAAGAUCUAAAUGGUACACCGAUGAACAUUUUCAAGGCUCGUAUAGUUUCCAAAGCAUGGUUUCCGAACAAAUGGAUGUAAAGCCGAGAGAUCUGGCUGAACCAGUUAUGAGUGGAAAUAAACCUAUAAUUCUUUUCGCUGGAGAAGCUACGCACGAUUAUUAUUAUUCCACUGUGCACGGCGCCGUGGAAACUGGUUUCCACGAAGCGGAUAGACUAAUCAACUUUGAAAGGCAAUUAAACGCCCACCUCUAGCUACAUCUUCUACAACUACACCCUUAUAAUGAACGGGAUUACGGAAACUAAAAAUAUUUUACAAUUUGUAAUAUUGGCAACAAGCGAAUAUAUUUAAGGCAUGGGUGACUACGGUACUUGUUUGUAAGAAGUAAACAUUUGUAUAAAAUAUGUAAACAUUUGUAUAAAACUACCUUUUGUCCAUUAUAAUAAUGUAAAUUUUAA